This is a messenger RNA of Mytilus californianus (California mussel), 2895 nucleotides long. RefSeq lists its product as uncharacterized. The transcript has 3 exons. The record is from RefSeq and is a predicted model, not a curated record. Bases 338 to 1771 code for a protein of 477 amino acids. NCBI's taxonomy places the organism in Eukaryota, Metazoa, Mollusca, Bivalvia, Mytilida, Mytilidae.
UUCGGUGAAUCGUGUUAUCAAAUAGUUUCUCAGAAACCGGCAAAAAAAACUAAAUGAAGGAAGUUGUUAAUGGAGGAUAAAGUAUGUUGAUAAGUUGAUUCAUGUAUGUUUUUAUCUAUUUGGUAGAUAUUCCAAACUAGUUUUAUCUUGUAUUUUGAUUAAAUACACUGUGAUUUGUGUCUAUAUUAUCAACGCGGAAUACGUACGUCAAACCAGAAACAACAAUUCCAGAUCUGGCAUUGCCUUCCUUAUAGUAUUUGAUCAAAUAUUCGACCGUCCCGCAGUCGAUUCAUCAAAGUCCUGGUUUUAUCUGCCUGUUCCUCCUGGUCACACAAGAAUGAUAAAAUCACCUAUGCGAGAAAAGUUCCUGGAGAGGGUUUAUAAAGAAAAGUGUACAUUUCAGCUCGACCACGAGGAGGUUAACGAUGUAGAAAAUAAGACAUUACAAAUUCUCCGUGAUAUUCUGGACAAUGUUGGCACAGCAAACCCGGCUUUUAAAAUUGGGGAAAUUAUUAAAUCUGGGAGUUUUUACGAAGGUACCAAAGUCGGGCCACAAGAUGAGUUUGAUUUUAUGAUUGUCUUCGAAAAUCUGUCGAGGAAGGAAAGCAAAGAGUUAGAAACGGGAUGUACACCGUGGUUCCAGAAGAUCAAAGUUGUCGACGCUGAUGUAAAGACCAUCUAUAACAAAUAUCUACCACAUAAAAAGGAAUAUCUCGGGGAACCAUCGAAGAUCGUUUAUGAUUUUUGGAAACAGCUUUCGUCCGUUUUAAAGGAGAAACAAUUUUCAAUCGAAACAAGGAAAGGGAAGAUAACAGCCAUUCCUCAUCACAAACAGAAGUUACUUUUGAAGUAUGUCGGUUCGUGUAUGUUAACACCUUCGAACAAUUCACCUGGUCUCGUACCAAAGGAUUCAAUCGAAAUUGGAAUAGAUUUAAUGCCAGCUAUUAAACACCCAAACGUGACAACUGUUUUGUCAUAUUCUGGAUUCCCUAAAAAAUUCCAAUGCGACUUACAAGAAACUGGAUGCCACAUCAUUGCCAAAUCCUGCCAUAAAGAUCAUUUUCCAGACCCACCAUGUUGGUUUAUAACACUUGCUGCCAUUGAGUUAAAGACAAUGCAAAAUAUGGAUGAAAAACACAAAAAAGCUUACAAAGUUCUAAAAUCUUUGGUUAUUGGGGAAAUAAAUUAUCCCGGAAAGUGUAUCAAUUUAUCAUCCUACAUGCUCAAAACUGCCUUAAUGUUCCAUGUUCAUGGAGACAUACAAUGCUCGGGUACACAUUUUGGCGAUUGCAUUGAAAACAUUCUCAGUUAUUUAGGAAGUCAUUUUUUCAAAUUAAGGAUGCCAUGUUUUUUUGUUCGGGAUAUGGAUACAUGGGGAAUUCUUUUUGAAACUCCUGGUUUUAAUUGGGAAUUUGAUCGUCAACUUACUGUAAUAGGGGACAAGAUUGGAGGCGGAGACGUCUUAUAUGCCUUACUAUGGCUUUAUUUCUGGUAUAAAUCAACUGAAGCAGCAAAAUCCUUAUUGGCAGAGGAGUCUUGUGUAAACGAGCAUUAUUCGAAAAUCACACACAGAUUUGAACUUUUUAAGGCUUCUGUGCGUUUUUUCUUAGGGGAAUACUAUAGUUCAGGCAAGGUAUGGAAGGUUCAGCUGAAGAGGAGUAGAAUAAGAGUUAAUAGCAUGACAUCUGCUGAAGUAAAUAUAGGAGACGGAUUUCCAUUCUAUAUACAGAAGCUGAAAGAAGAAUAUGGCAUGAAUGAAGAUAUAAUAUAAUAUGCCAAAAAUGAUUUCAAUGACUCUUGUGUGCAUUUUAUUUUACUAUUUUACAAAAUGUUUUUUUGCAGUGCCUUUAAAUACCAAACAUUGCUUUGUCAUGCCUGUAUGCGCUCUUGCGUUUAUUUGUACUGUAUUCCUCUCACGUAAUGUUGUCGUUUUAGCGGUAUUUUUAACAUUGCAAUAUAUGCGUGAGGUUUGGCUAGCCAUAAAACCAGGUUCAACCCACCAUUUGUCUUUAAAUGUCCUGUACCAAGUCAGGAAAAUGGCAGUUGUUAUCAAAAAGUCAGUUUCUAUGUAUGUUGGUGUUUAUUUUUGUAGCAGUUCAGUGUUUCUGUGGUUCCGUUGUUUUCCUCUUAUAGUUGAUGUGUUCCUUCGGUUUUGGUUUUUGUCCCGGAUUUGUUUUCGCUUAAUCGAUUUAUGACUAUUGAACAGCGGUAUACUACUGUUGCCUUUAUUUCUGUAUAUAUUCCUGCUUUUAUGCUAUAUCUUUUUUUUUACAUUUUUGAUAAUUGCAAUAAGAUUCUAAUUUUUUAGGCUACCAUUCCUGCUAUAUAUGCUUAUACUACAUUACAGAAAAAUGCAAAGAAAAUCAAGAAUAGAUGACAAAAUAAUAAAGAAAAGAGAAUAAUGGGGAGAUAAAGUAUAAAGAAUAGAGAAUAAUCGCAAGAAAACUGUUUUGAAAUUAUUUAAAAUUAAGGUAUGUAUCUCCCUCAUGCAAAGCUCUGAUUCCCUGCCCGGCUUUGGCUAUACUUUUUUUUCCUUUUUGGUUUAUAACUCUUCAUCUUUUUAAUAAGCUUUGGAUUUUCAAAUAUUUUGAACUUGAGCAUCACUGAAGAGACAUUGAUUGUCGAAAUGCGCAUCUGGUGCAGAAAAAUUAGUACCGUUUAUGUAAUUACAGAAAUGAAGAACUAUGGGGGAUCCAGACAUCAUAUAAUAGUGCGUCUGAUGAUUUUGUAAUUGUGUUAUCCUCAUAAAAAUUUUGUAAAUCAUCUAUGUAGAUAAGUUAAAUGUUUUAGUGUUUUUUUUAACCUAAUUUAUUUCUUUUUAAUGCUGAUGUAUACUUUUUGUAUUUGACUUUUCUGUAUGCUUAUCGUAUUUGAUAAUUAUAUUAUUGUUUUGAU